CUAACUCCUGCGGUCCCGCUUGCUGCUUCCAUUUAUAUUUGGAGAUUGAGCGAGCAAAGACCCAUCUAGGGAGGCGCGUUUCGGUCCUGGGUUGACGUCGCAAAUCGGGACCAAACCAAGCGACGACUACCUGAAUCUUCGUCUGACUUCCAUUUCCCGUCAUAACUACUCUGGCAGCAAUCCCCAUACUCGCGUACUGGCGGCGAAUGGCCCCCUCUCCGCCCGAUGCAAAAGCUACGGACCCGCCUCUGCUUGAGAGAAACUCCGAGCUGAAGAGUUACACAACAACACGAGCAACUUACCCUAGAAUCCGCGUCUUCUACAGACGCCACCAACAAGCCAACCAGCUCCCAACCUCGCCAGCGCCCGUCCCACUGCUCGUUUUCAUCCACGGCCUAGGAGGUUCGGUCGCCCAGUUCAACUCGUUGCUUACCAGCCUCACCCCCAUUGCCUCAUGUUUGGCCGUGGAUCUCCCAGGAUGUGGCGUCUCAGACUUUGAACCCCGUUCUUGGGAUGCUUACAAACUAGCCGCACUGGUCGAGCUACUCGAGACGGUCAUCGACGACUAUCGUGAAAAAAAGGAUGGCCAAGGUGUUGUGCUCAUCGGCCACAGCCUGGGUGCCUCGCUAGCUACACUCCUCGCCAAUCCAAGAGUCGGGGGGGGCCAGACCCUGCUGAGUAAAUACGUCCUAGGACUGGUAGCUAUAUGUCCAUCGACGACACCGCCGCUUAAGGUGCAGGCCUCACUAUUGCGGAAGUUGUUCUAUCUUCCUAACUUUGUCAUCGAUUUAUGGCGGGCAUGGGACGCGAGGGGUGGACUUGAGAGCCGAAGUGUCCACAGGUUCGUUGGCGCAGAUGCUGAUGCAGAAACCAAACGGCUCCAGGCUCUUUUUAACGGCCAAAGUCGGACUCCUGUCUUCAAACGCGUAGCAUAUGGAGCCAUUCCAACCGUGUUCAAGGAAGUUGUUGUCAACGGCGUCAAGUUUGACGGGAUUCCUGCGGAUAGCAUCCCAACAGUCUUCGAAUGGUUGUCGUUGGCUAUUCCGGUGUUUUUGAUUGGCGGAGAAGCUGACGAGGUAACGCCACCAAAGAGCAUUGAAGCCCUUGGAGAGUGUCUAAGUGGCGAGAGCAUCACACCAUCCAAUGCCAGUGCUGCUCGGUUGGGAAACACGAAUGCUCCAGCCCAGCCACAAAACCCCAAGUCCUCGGCGGAUAACGUCGCUGAGCUCCGAGAUGAAGAUUUUGAACAAGUGGAAAGAAACGGCGGCACGGACGAGCCAACCGAUGACCCAGUAAUCCCCAACGAGCUGCCAGCAACAAUUCCCCCGCUGCCUUUGCACCCCAAAAAGGUUGUCAAGACACUUAUCAUGCCCAAGCCCGCCAGCCACGGCUUGCUAUACACACCAACUACGGCCCCCGUCCUUGCGGGUCUGAUAUCGGACUUCUUAGCCAACCAUGUCACUGGGCGUCUUGCGCUGAGCUGGCAGCUCCAAUACCUCUGCCAAGACGGCAAAUGGGACGUAAAGAACCUGGAGAAGUGGCAGAAGGUCGAGCCCGUCUCGGAGCAGAUUGGUGGCGUCUUUCGUGCCAUGAAGACGCUGCGGCAAGUGGACGAGACGCACUGCCCAGAAGUGUUCACGGAGCGUUGGGGGGGUGUGAUCAAGGAUAUCAUCGACAUUUCACAUGAUAACCCAGUAUACGACCCACAAGGCCUAGAGACUGGGAGUAUUCGCUACCACAAGUUCCCGACCGUAUCCAAGGUGCCACCCUCGGACGUCGAGGUCAAAGGCUUUAUUGACCUCGUCGACAAGGUCCGCGCCGACCAGAAGAAGCGCGCAGAAUCGGAAAACUGGGGCGAUAACUAUGCUGUGGGCGUUCAUUGCCAUUACGGCUUCAACCGGACGGGCUAUUUCUUGGUGUGCUAUUUGGUGGAACGCUGCGGCUUCACGACGCAGGGUGCCAUUGAACAUUUUGCAGAGGCCCGGCCGAAGGGCAUCAAGCACGCACAUUUCAAAGACCGCCUGUUUGUUCGCUAUUCGGGAGUCAAGGCCGAUCAUAUAUGACGGGAUCAACUGCCGUGUAAAUAGUAGCCCUGUUUGUGUCUCUUUUACCUUUCCUUGUUUCGCCCUGGUAUCGUCUAUUUCGAGAGUGAUGAGUUGCUUCUGGAGGUUCAGCGGUACUUGGGUCGAGGGUUCGGUUCCUGCGCGGGCUACUGGCGACUCUUUGAGAGCGUUGG
Molecule: messenger RNA, 2236 nt
Organism: Lasiosphaeria miniovina
Lineage: Eukaryota; Fungi; Ascomycota; Sordariomycetes; Sordariales; Lasiosphaeriaceae
Product: dual specificity phosphatase catalytic domain protein
Exons: 3
Coding region: 207-2063 (618 amino acids)
Biological process (GO): dephosphorylation; 7-methylguanosine mRNA capping
Molecular function (GO): mRNA guanylyltransferase activity
Source: RefSeq, a predicted model, not a curated record